This is a messenger RNA of Phlebotomus papatasi, 1726 nucleotides long. RefSeq lists its product as uncharacterized. The record is from RefSeq and is a predicted model, not a curated record. Lineage: Eukaryota; Metazoa; Arthropoda; Insecta; Diptera; Psychodidae. The transcript is spliced from 6 exons. The coding region runs from base 98 to 1726 and encodes 542 amino acids.
AUGAAUUUCUGUGUGACAGACAAACUGCUAACGGAUAUUCAGGUGUGAUCGCGCGUUGGGAUUGCGUCUUUUUGUAUUAAAAUUCCUCCAAAAAGUCAUGGAUUUUAUUACAUCAAUAAAGCAAUUAAGUAUUCAUCUCACCAACUUGGAAAAUAAUCAAUUCAUAGAUGAAAGCCUUCUGGAAGAAAAUAAGCGAAAUCUUUCAAAUUCUCUGAUUGAAAGUGAUCCCUGCCUGGAGGAUCACUCAGUAAGCAAAUUUUUCCUUCAACUACAUCAAUUGACUGAGGCAUCGUGCAGAAAUGGGAAAUCUUUCCGGCCACUACUGCUUAUUCUGAAUGAGUUGGUUGAGAAUCCAAAAACCAGAAGUCAUCUUCAGCAACUUGAUUUUAUCCCACUCCUUGCCAAUGCAACGGAAAUCGAAGAUUCUGAGGAUUUAUUGAGUAUUCUUCGAAUCCUGGACAAAUUGACCAAACGUUGCAGAAUUGAAACACCAGAACUCUUCCUGAUCACAUUCAUUCCCUUCCUUGUGACCUCAAUUGAAAGCUGUGAACCAGAAAAACUUCAAAGUCGUUUGUGUCUGUCAGUCUUAAUCAAUCUCUGCGAGAGUCGCCCUGGAAUGGAUACACUUCUUAAAUUCUGCUCUUCCAAAGAACUCAGCAAGAAAUUUCAGUCCUUCGGGUUCCUCACCCUCAAGAUACACUACCUCAUUGAGUCAUUCUACAACAAAAUGAAACAUCUGGAAUUCACAGCAUCAUCAGUUUUUAGUGAAAUUUAUAAAUUAAUUGCUGAACAGGAUUCCAAGAUGUGCCUGGAGUGCUUUAGUUUCAUCGAGGAAUUUUCGAAGCCAGCUCUAGAGAUCUGCAGGGCGACGUUUGAGGAGGAAUUGGGAAAGCUCCUGGAAAGGCUGAUGGAGUUGCUGAAGUCUGGAGAUUCGUGGGCGGAAGCUAUUGUGGCAGGAGGACUCAAUAUGUAUGCUUCACUCAUCAAAAACAAUAAUUCCCUGACAAUUUUCCAUGAACCCCUUUUGGACUUUGCCCUUGAGAGCUUCUGCAGGGAUUCAGCAUUUUAUGUAAACGCAUUGAAUCUCCUGGAAUCUUUGGGAGUAAAAAAUUCAAGACUAGAAUCAUCUGAAUGUCUUUUAAGUGUCUGGAUGGACUUAGCUAAAGCUCAUCAAGCGAGCAUCCUAAAUUGCGUAAAUCGCAUGAGCCUUCAUGAACUCCUCGUGACACCUGACGAUCUGAAAGUUGAACGAAUGAAAGAUGAUCACAUUCUUCUGAUCCUCAUGACGCUAGAACUUCUCGCGACUUUUGCAACAGUUGAACCUCAAGAGUGGUAUGGGCAGAUUGAUGAGGCAUUCAAGCGUCCGGACAUAGUAGAAAUAAUGGCUGAAGGAUUUGUAAGGAAAAAUGAAGAAAUGUUCAGAUGUUGUUUGGAUUUGGCAAAAUUCACCAAUUUUCCCACGAAGAAGAUAACAACAAUUUUACACGAAUCGCCAGCAAGAAUGCGAAAAGAAAUACGUCAGCUGCCUCCGGAAGAGACUUUCUCUCCACUAAGGGUCCUCCAAAGGCAGUCAGAUGAGAUUGAUAGAAGCAACCAAGAAAAACGCUCGCAUCCAGCAUUUGGAAGAGAAGAUGAAGGAGUCCGAAAACAUAAAGGCAAAGAUAGCCCAUCUUAUGAAUGGUUUAUGAUGACAAUCCAAGUAAAAAUCCACAUUAUGUUCAACUAA